AUGCCCAAACGUGCGUUUUUCGGACGCGACGAAGAGGCAGAUCAGACGCUGGACCUGAAGCGAAAGCGGCCACGCCGUGCUUUCGGAGCGGAUCAGCCAUUUUUCAAACCGUAUACCUCCCCCGAUAUUUUCCGCAAACUAGCGAGUCUUGCACGGAUCGAGUUGGAGCGAAGCGAAAAUGACCUGGAAAACAGUGCCCACCGUGGUAACCGAGACCGACAUAUCUCCCGGAACACAGAUGCACUGACACUGAACGCGCUCCGCUACCUUCCGCACGCGGUGUACAAAUGGCUGGAACACAUGCCGGCCCCUUGGGAGCCAACGCGGUUUGUACCCGUGAUUUUCCAUCACACUGGUGCGUUGGCUUUUAUCGAGGGUUCACGUCGAGUCCCCGAGGUCGUUCAUCGGGCCCAAUGGGCGCGUUGGUGCGCCUACCUCGACCGUCGUCGUCAUGAGGCACACGUCGCCUCGACAAGCAGCGGAAAGCGGCAGCGAGAUCUGACGCGUUCCUUCGUACGUUUGCAAGUGCCGGCGUUCGACGACGAUGAGCCGUCACCGAGCUUCCGCGAGUUUGUCUACCAUCGAACGCUGCCGACACCAUUUGCUAACGAUGCAGACGCGGCAGCUGAAUACGAGCGAAUCCAACAGCUCGCCGCGAAUUUGCACACACCGGAGGCGCGUGCUGCGCUCUACCGGAUGAGUUUGCCGUGGGCGCCACACCCGAACGAUCUGGAUCCAAGUCAGUUCUAUCUGCGAAAUCGCUUGACAUUGCGACGAGUGCAUCGACUCGAGCAUGAGCGUGCAAACCUUCGACGUAAGAGCCUACACGCCGGCUCUUUGCACAGCGAGGGCGCGCAUCUGCUCCAGGAGGACUGGGACGAUUUCACGGAGCUCGGUAUGCAUUCCAUCCUGCCUGGUCAACGUCGCGCUCCAGAACUGCACCAGGCUUAUCCGUACCUGUACGACGCAUUCGAUGAACGCACCCCGAACCCAGAGCAACCGCUGUGGCACCACCAUGCGCCGCGGCCGCUCAUGUGGCCGCCAACACCACCACCGCACCCGCUCUGGCCGAGUGCGUGGAGCUGGCAGCCUACGCUAGCACCGCUCCUGCACAGCAGUGCACAAGGCGCUGGCGAGCGCAUCAUCCCAGACACCAGCGAAGGCGCCAGCGCUCAGCGUACGCGCUACCGCGCUCAUCCGGCGCUGGGCGAUUUCGAUCUGGACGCGUGCGGCGAACGCGUCGGAGCCUGGCUCGAUUUGCUCUAUGCACCGCGUCCAUAUAAGGGCAGAUGUGUUCGAAAACGGAAGCGGAUGCAGGAUAUCGACAUGGAACGCGAGUUGUACUGGCAACUGGAGCGCGUCCAUUACAUGCGCCCGAAAAGUACUGCCGCAGUCCACAGCUUGUUGAAACGACGCUGUCGACAAGCAGAAGCACAGCGUCUUCGCUACCUGCGAAAAGAACGUGGUCGCGGGCGCAAGCAAUCGACUUUGGCGAUCCAGUCGGCCUCUGGAGACGCUGGCGAUGAAGCUGAGAAGCAGCACCGACGGCCGGAUCUGCUGAGGACGUUGCGGCAAUCGGGAUUUUUUUAUCGCACCAGUAUGGAUUGGUUGGAGGUCGGCAUCUGGCUGUGCGACGCUGCACGAUCGAUGUUUUUGCUACUUUUGAGACGAAAACGAUUCUUCUUUCUGAGCAUGGACUACAAUUUUCAGAUCGUGCCGUUGCGUACGCUGACGACCAAAGAACGAAAGCAGUCUCGCUUCGGGAAUGCGUUUCAUUUGAUGCGCGAAUGGAUGCGUAUGGUGAAGCUGAUUGUGGAUGUGCAUCUGCGGUAUCGGGCGGGUCUCGGCGCGGAUGCCAUUCAACUCGCCGACAGCAUCACGUACAUCGAAUCACAUAUCGGUGAACUGACAGGUCUCUAUCGUUACAAGUACCGGGUUAUGCGCCAAAUCCAUGCGACCAAGGACCUCAAGCAUCUUAUGUAUCAGCGUUUCGGAUGGUCGGGUCCCGGCAAGGCCUGCUGGCAACCCCUCUGGCGGCAAUGGGUGCACCUACUUCGAGGCCUGAUGCCCUUGCUCGAACAGUGGUUGGGUAACCUGCUGAAUCGCCAUUUUGAAGGACGCGAGCCGCUGCGCAUGGCGCAACGCACCGUCACAAAGCAACGACUCGAGUCGCAGUUUGAUGUGGCGCUACGUCAGGAGACUAUAGCGCGUCUUCGGCAACUGUUGCCAGCAGCGCGUCAACCACUAUAUACGAGGCGUGUUCUCCAGCAUAUGCACCAGGCGUGGCGCUGCUGGAAGGCCAAUAUCCCGUGGCACGUACGAGACAUGCCCCCUGAAAUCGACAGACUCGUACGGGAUUACGUGCAGCAGCGGGCGCAAUGGUGGAUAGAGGGUGCUCGACGCUUCGCGAUUGCGUUUCGAAGCGGUCGUUCCAUGGAUAAGGCACUUGUUCGCCAGAUGUACGGGCGACUUGCUCGUCUUGCCGUUCACCAUGAGCAGGCGCAUCAGCGGCAGUAUUUGGAGCACGGUCCCUUUCUGUUGCCGACCGAAGCAGCAUCGAUAUUGUACAGAUUCGCAACGUACCUGGAGAAAGCAGGUGUUGCCGACUCAUGCCCUUGGCAAUUGCCUUGGUUCGCCGCAGAUAACGCGGAUUCCGGGCUAGCUCCCGCAUUACUGCAACUCGCGAUCGAGCGUCUCCGCCCGGAAACGGAGGGCGAGCACUGUCCCCCGGGGCUCGGCGAACUUGUCACAGAGGCAGAGGCAGCGCCUGCAGCGAUGCUGUAUAGAAUCCGGCAGCGACUGCAGGCGGUGCAAAUGCGUCACCAGGUGGAACUCCGCUUCUACGAUGACGCGGACCUGACGCCUGUGUAUCGGAUCGAUUCCUUUGAGCGACUGGUGGACGCUUUCCUCGAUCAAUGGCUCUGGUACAAGGCCACGGAGACGCGCCUUUUUCCGGCCCAUGUCCAGCCAUGCGACGAUGAGUUGCCGCCCGUUCACGUCCUCCGUUUCGUCGAACGCUUGGAUGCUAUACCUCAUCUGUGGACACUCGGAACAGCACCAAACAAGAGCUUCCUGGUCCUCAUACAAACGCCAUUGCCAGGGCUAUUUCAGCGCGCGGAUUUGCUGGUUCUGGAUCGAUUGCUGCGACAGUUGCUCGCACCCGAAAUCGUUGAUUAUCUAAUUGCCCGCUGUAAUGCAACGAUUACGUUCAAAGACAUGCGUUAUACGCAGUCGGUUGGCAUCCUGCCUGGUUGGGAGUUUUCAGGUUUCCUGCAACAGCUCUAUGGUCUGGCGGCGGUAGAUCUAGCGUUUCGCGCACCAGAUAUGGACGCGGACCUGCUGAGCCUGCCGAGCUGGCCGCCUGCCGAACUCGCUGGCGACCAUGACGUGCGACGCAACGACGCCCGUAGUUGCCCGUCGAUGCGGCUGCUUGCCUACGAACGAAUUCUCGAUCGACUGUAUGCGCUGAUUCGGGUUCCCGAAGAGACUGCGCGUGUGGCUGUUACGCGUCUCGAGCAGCGUUACGAACGCCAUCCGGAGCGGGAGACACUUCUCGACGCGGCGCUGUACCCCAGUCGACGGUGCUGGCCGAGUGCAGUGCGCAUGCGCCUGCGCCCCUUCGACUGUCUGCUGGGUCGAGCCCUCUUUGAUGCGAUUCGCGAUCGCAUUGGCCCGGGCGUGAGUGCGCUCCGACCACUCGUCGAGAUGCCCGAAUCCCAGACUGCGGUAAGCGUCGUGUCAGGGCCCGAGAAUCCCAGUCUUUUCUUCGAAAUGUUUGGAUUCGAGGUGCGAAUGCUCGCAAGCGGUUUUGACAGAAUCCUGCCUGCUGGCAUGGGCAGCGCUCGACCCGCAUCAGAAGCAGCAGCAACUGCAGGGAUGCGUUGGUCAUUGCCCAGCGGGCGCACCGUGGCGUAUGUUCGCGUCUCGCCGCACGCGCUGCAGCGAUGGGCGCUGGAUGUUCAGCGCCUGUUGAUGGCGACCAUACAUGCCCCAUUUACGCGCGUGGCAGCCCGGUGGAAUGCGUUAGCACUCCACUUUGCCGGCAUGUAUCGCCAAGUCGCAGCGAAUGAUCCAACCGUACGGCAAUUUGUCCAGCAUGCCCAAGAGCGCGUACAGAACAGGAUCAAGCUGGGUCUGAACUCGAAGAUGCCGGUGCGCUUCCCACCGGUGGUGUUCUACGCUCCGCGCAGCCUCGGCGGCCUCGAAAUGAUGAACAUAGGCCACGACCCGGUGCCGUCGCUGUGGUCCUUCAUACCAAGCUGGCUCGAUGAGAUCGCUGACGCGGAGUUGCUGGAGCGCGAGCUUCAAGAACGAGCGCAGGCAUUUGGGGCACACCUCGAUCGGCGACUGCUGCCACCAGCAUGGCUGCAUCGCGGUCUGCCACGUUUGGCUGCACGCUAUCACCCGCAAGGAGCGUUGUGGACGCUCGAUCACGGCUAUCGUGUGCGAAGUCUCUUGCGCGUGCACGUUACCGGGCGGAAGAACGCCCUCUGGUGGCUAGAUUUCAUGCACGACGGACGCCUUUGGGAGCUGGACGACUACCGGAGUCAGGUUACGCAUGCUUUGGGUGGCGUGCCGGCAAUCCUGUCGCAUACGCUCUUUGCGGCAACUGGGUAUCGAGAUUGGCGAGGCAUCGUCUGGGGCGACCACGGCUUUGAGCACAAACUCGCGGGCAGGCCGUUGACGCGGGCGCAGCGAUCUGGACUUGUCCAGAUACCCAAUCGCCGAUUCACGCUCUGGUGGUCGCCGACCAUCAAUCGCAGCCGGGUGUACAUGGGCUUCCGCGCCCAGCUCGAUCUGACGGGGAUCUUCAUGUACGGCAAGCUUUCGACGCUCAAAAUCAGCCUUUUGCAGGUGUUCCGAGGCCAUCUCUGGCAGCGUAUUCAUGAAAGUCUGGUACUUGAUUUGUGCAAAGCAUUGGAUACAGAGCUGGGGGCGCGCUCGCGCGAGGCGCGUGUUGCGGUCACGGUGCAGAAGGAACGAAUCCAUCCGCGCAAGUCUUAUCGCAUGCACUGGAGCAGCGCGGAUAUUAGAAUCGAUUUCGAGCAACCGAUUCUCGUGUCCGGUGACGCCUUGCCCGUGGACGAGGCCGUCGCCUUCGAAUCCAAUGCGGGCGGUCAAGGGCGAUCGUCGCUGCGGCCGCCAGGUAGCGACGCGGCAGCCAAAAUCUAUUGGAUUGAUGUCCAGCUCCGUUGGGGCGACUACGACGACCAUGAUGCCGCGCAAUACGCAGCGCAAAAAUUUCGGGCGUAUACAGCACCGGGAGCGUCGAGUCUGUACCCGUCUCACCAUGGACUGGUCGUGGUCUUUGAUCUAGCCUACGGCGAGUGGUCUGCUUUUGGGCACGCCUGCGCCAUGGGCGUCGUGUCGAUCGUGACCGAGGAAUCGCGCCGGAUGCUUAUGCAUAACCAGGCACUCGCGCUCCUUCGUGAACGCAUUCGCAAAGCGCUUCAGCUCUACGUCAUGGAGACGGUGGAAAGCGAGACGCUGCAGGCGGCGACGACUACGACAUCGGCUUCCGAUACGAUACCUCUGCUCGUGGGGUGCGGCGGCGACUUGUGGCGGCAACGCCUCUGGAUCGUGGAUGAUCGCACUGCGUACAGGCCACAUGCGAACGGUGUUAUCUGGAUAUGGGAGACGUCGACAGGGCGACUGUUUGUGAAGAUUGUCCAUCGGACUACGUGGGCUGGCCAAACCCGGCGAGCGCAACUCGCCAAGUGGAAAUGCGCUGAGCACGUUUUAACCAUGCUCCGUUCACAGCCAACUGAAGAGCUACCGCGGGGCAUCGUGCUCGCACAAACCGCAUCCAUGGACCCGUUGAAGACGCUCUUGGCAGGCACCGAGUAUGCCAAAAUUCCUGUGCGUGCCGGUGCGGCGGCCAUGCCGCUGCAGGCGCUAAUGGCGCUGCCGGAGAUCCGCGACCGUACUCAGACUGCGCGCUCCAGCGAGCUUUCGAUCUGGAGUGGCUACGCGGAUUGGCUUGAGCAUGUGCCCGUGUGGAUCGCGUCGGCGCGCUUCCUGCUCCUGCUCCACGCCUUGGACCGGGCGCCAGAGCGUGUCCUGCAGCUGGUGUGGCCUCAGCGGUCGGCGGACGAGGAGAGCGCGGGCUCCGCGACACCUUGGCUGUGGCCCGCGCUUCCCGAGACUGACUGGCGCCGUCUGGAACUAGAGCUCCAGUCGCUGGUGCCCGUGCGUCUACGCCCUGCCCAUGUCGCUGGUGAUCAGCCAGGUGGCAGGGAUGACGACGGAACGGAGCAGGUGCUGGAGCACACACGACCGAAGACGGUUGCCGCAUUCGACCGGUAUGGCAAUGUGAUUUCGGUGGAGACCACCACGCCAUUUGAGCGGCAGGAGUACCGCACGUCGUCGGUCACGGUAACGAAUGCAGAACAGCAACGGCUACUGUCCUUGUACCGACGACUCCCAGACGUUCUCGAAAACCUGCACGUUGUCGAGCCUGGACACACCAGUGGCAGUCUGUACGGAGGCGAGCGCCCGGAACAGGCGACGAUCUCGGCGAUGCCGCAUCUCGCCAAGCGAUUCGAGCUCCAUCUACCGAGAGGCCUCGUCCGCGGUCUUUUGCUCGCGGGUAUGACUUGUGGCCAACUCUGGGGCACGCGCACCGCCAACGCGGAUACAGUGGUUUGGAUCGCCUGGGCGCUGCGUCAUCAUGACGCCGAGGCAUCGACACCGUUGCCGAGCAUGGUUGAGGCAGCGGCCUGCUUUCGCCCUGGCUCGGUGCAAGCGAUCGGCUGGAUUCAAGCGUGCCUCGAUGUGGGUCGGCCACCAGCGCCAGGACCGGGGGUGCAUGCGCCCCACGAUGUGCAGGUCAUACUCUAUCUCCAGGGCGAAGAACGCCAAAUCGAUUUGGCAUCGCCGUCGCUCGAUCGCCACGCAGCCGAAGCAGUGCAGACACACGAUGUGCACGCAUCGCGGGCACCGAGUGCGCACGCAUUCGGACACGUCAUCGGGAGCACGCAUGCGAUGUCACGCGCCCUGGGUGUCCUGCAGGCGUGGACUGGUGGCGGCUCCGGCGACGUGAACGAUCCUCAAUCCGUGCAUGUUCGCGUUCGACUGCGUGAUGAUUUGAGUGCUGUUUUCCUCUACGCAAAAGAUGGUCGGCUGAUUGCGCGCCCGCCGGGACGUUUAUUCGAAACGAUACCGGCACCGAUCGAAGAGGGAACUUAG
Messenger RNA from Cyanidioschyzon merolae strain 10D, 7188 nucleotides. Its product is annotated as pre-mRNA splicing factor PRP8. Gene Ontology annotation, biological process: mRNA splicing, via spliceosome; spliceosomal tri-snRNP complex assembly. The transcript has a single exon. Lineage: Eukaryota; Rhodophyta; Bangiophyceae; Cyanidiales; Cyanidiaceae. Gene Ontology annotation, cellular component: U5 snRNP; catalytic step 2 spliceosome. The coding region runs from base 1 to 7188 and encodes 2395 amino acids. The record is from RefSeq and is a predicted model, not a curated record. Gene Ontology annotation, molecular function: U1 snRNA binding; U5 snRNA binding; pre-mRNA intronic binding.